AUGGCUUUCUUCUUCAAUCGUGGCCGAUCGCGCCAGCCCGCUGAUGUCGUUCGCUCAACAAAAGAAUCAUUGUUAAGGGUCCAAGAAGCCCCCAAUACACCUAAGGCCGAUGAAGAGCUGGCCAAACAGCUUGGUCAGAUGAAAGUGAUUGUUCAAGGAACACAAGAGAUCAGCACGUCCCCCGAUCAGGUUCACGCACUCAUCCAAGCAACACUCCAAGAAGACCUACUCUAUGAUCUCUCGCGGUCAAUUCAUUUACUGCCCUUUGAGGCUAGAAAGGAUACGCAGACCAUCUUCUCUCAUAUCUUGCGCUUUCGGCCCACCUCCUAUGCGCCCGACAAAGACCCUCCAGUCAUUUCCUAUAUUGUUCACCACCGUCCAGAGAUUCUUAUUGAGUUAUGCCGAGGGUACACACACAGCCAAAGUGCCAUGCCGUGUGGUGUAAUUUUACGUGAAGCGCUCAAAUUUGACGUGGUCACUGCGGUGGUUCUGUAUGAUCAAUCACAAGAGGGGGAGGCGGCCGUGCGUCUCUCGGAUUUGAAGCCCAAUGCCCCUCAAAACGGCGACGGCGUGUUUUGGAAAUUCUUUGAAUGGAUCGACAAGGGGAACUUUGAAGUGAGCGCCGAUGCAUUCACGACAUUCCGGGAAAUUCUGACUCGGCACAAGAGUCUAGUGACCGCAUAUUUGGCCAGCAACUUUGAGCUAUUUUUCGGUCGAUUCAACACCAUCCUGGUGCAGUCAGAUUCAUACGUGACCAAACGACAGAGCAUCAAGCUGCUUGGGGAGAUUCUAUUGGACCGUGCCAACUACAAUGUGAUGAUGGCCUACGUGGAAAGUGGGGAGAACCUCAAGCUGUGUAUGAAACUGUUGCGCGACGAUCGCAAAAUGGUACAGUACGAGGGAUUCCACGUUUUCAAGGUAUUCGUGGCGAACCCAAACAAAUCGGUGGCAGUACAACGGAUCCUGAUCAACAACCGCGAUCGGUUGUUGCGUUUCUUGCCAAAAUUCCUGGAGGAUCGAACGGAUGAUGAUCAGUUUACGGAUGAGAAAAGCUUUCUGGUGCGACAGAUUGAGGUUCUUCCGAAGGAGCCAGUCGAUCGGAGUCGACCCAGUCGAGAGGCUCAGUCCGGGGUCAACACCGCAGUGGUCUAA
This is a messenger RNA of Penicillium waksmanii, 1152 nucleotides long. Its product is annotated as Mo25 family protein. Gene Ontology annotation, molecular function: protein serine/threonine kinase activator activity. Gene Ontology annotation, biological process: intracellular signal transduction. Bases 1 to 1152 code for a protein of 383 amino acids. Lineage: Eukaryota; Fungi; Ascomycota; Eurotiomycetes; Eurotiales; Aspergillaceae. The record is from RefSeq and is a predicted model, not a curated record. The transcript has 5 exons.